GCAGAUUAUGUUCACGGGACUCAGAGUUUAAGGUUCCUCUCCCAUAGAGCAACUCUGCACAGCCCAGGCAGACCAACUUUGGGACUUUGAAUGAACAUAUUUACAUCCACCUUUCUCUUCAUGUCGACUUUUCUGGAAACAUUCACACGGAUGCCAUGGUUACUCCUACCACGUGUUUCCCAACCACAUUGAAUGGUAGAUUUGAGAACUGUGUGCCCCCAUUCUUCAAUCACUUCUAGCAAGAGCUUAGCAACAGCUCAAAGCAUCAUCAAUACAUCCAAAAUAUCUAGAAGGCCAUACAGUAUAACACAGAAAAAAAAAAUGCAAAGCAGAACUGACCCAAAGCUUCUGAGCGGCCUAGGCAAAACACCUCCCUGGACAAUAUCGACAGCCAUUGCUGAACUUCAAUCACAUGGAAUAGGAAAGGAGUCACGAGAUGCACAAUGACAGAGGCAAAAAAAAAGCAGCAUGGAUAUGCCAGCGGGAAGAUUAAAUUAGGCUACAGAUGCGCACCCUAGGCAGCUGCCUACUCUUUUUGUGGUAGGUCAACAAGGGAUCCAUUUGGGCAUGAAUUCCAAGCAAGUGCUGCAUAAAUACUGCUGGAUCCACCCUGAGAUAUCUUAACUGUUCGACUACUAUGUGAUAUUUGGGCCAGAUCUUACAGGUGAACAAGGUGAUGUCCUUCUUGUUUUAUGUGAUAUUUCUUGCUUAUCUUCGUGGCAUCCAAUCAACCAACAUGGAUCAAAGGAGUUUGCCAGAAGAUUCAAUAAAUUCUCUCAUUAUUAGACUUAUUCAGGCAGACAUUUUGAAAAACAAGCUUUCAAAGCAGAUGGUAGAUAUUAAGGAAAACCAUCAUAACACAAAUCAGAAAGCAGAGGCUCAGCAGGACAUGGAUGGAGUUGAAAAUGUGAAAUCAGACUUCCAGCCAGUUAUCCCAGUGGAUACAGACCUCUUAAGGCAGCAGAGACGCUACAAUUCUCCCCGGGUCCUCCUGAGUGACAACACACCAUUGGAGCCCCCACCAUUGUAUCUCAUGGAGGAUUAUAUUGGAAGUUCAGUGGUUGUGAACAGAACCUCCCGGAGGAAAAGGUAUGCGGAGCACAAGAGCCACCGAGGGGAAUAUUCUGUUUGUGACAGUGAGAGCUUGUGGGUCACGGACAAAUCCUCUGCUAUUGACAUUAGAGGACACCAGGUAACCGUGCUGGGAGAAAUUAAAACGGGCAAUUCCCCAGUUAAACAAUACUUCUAUGAAACAAGGUGUAAAGAAGCCAAGCCUGUAAAAAAUGGCUGCCGAGGCAUCGAUGAUAAGCACUGGAACUCCCAAUGCAAGACUUCCCAAACUUAUGUUAGAGCACUGACUUCAGAAAACAAUAAACUAGUAGGCUGGAGAUGGAUCAGAAUAGACACCUCCUGUGUGUGUGCAUUAUCAAGAAAAAUGGGAAGAACAUAAAUCUGCAUCUCUUUGCUAUAUAAAUUAUUACUUUAAAUUAUGAUAUGCAUGUAGCAUAUAAAUGUUUAUAUUGUUUUAUAUAUUAUAAGUUGACCUUAUUUAUUAAACUUCAGCAAAUCUACAGUAUAUAAGCUUUCUCUCUCAAUAAAUAAGAACAUGUGCCUCUGCUGUGGGCAGCUCCAGUUUUAUUAGACUAUGUUUAUGACACUGCUUGUCGGCAGCAUACCAUAACCUUACUGUAAAAUCUGUGUAAAAUCAGUAUUCUUUUCAGUAUUGUCAAACCAGUGGCUGUCAUUUAGUAAACUUGUUAAAAAUCA
Rhea pennata is the source of this 1767-nucleotide messenger RNA. It is a transcript of the gene NTF3, whose product is annotated as neurotrophin 3. Gene Ontology annotation, cellular component: dendrite; synaptic vesicle; axon. Gene Ontology annotation, molecular function: growth factor activity; nerve growth factor receptor binding. The transcript has 3 exons. NCBI's taxonomy places the organism in Eukaryota, Metazoa, Chordata, Aves, Rheiformes, Rheidae. The coding region runs from base 677 to 1450 and encodes 257 amino acids. Gene Ontology annotation, biological process: nerve development; negative regulation of neuron apoptotic process; positive regulation of peptidyl-serine phosphorylation. The record is from RefSeq and is a predicted model, not a curated record.